Drosophila suzukii is the source of this 1683-nucleotide messenger RNA. It is a transcript of the gene Tyler, whose product is annotated as tyler. Gene Ontology annotation, biological process: mitochondrial transmembrane transport. Gene Ontology annotation, cellular component: mitochondrion. NCBI's taxonomy places the organism in Eukaryota, Metazoa, Arthropoda, Insecta, Diptera, Drosophilidae. The record is from RefSeq and is a predicted model, not a curated record.
UUUUAAGUAUGGUAAGUAAAAUCAUUUUACCAGUAAGCAUGUUGACUAGGCCUGACGCCUCAACUCAAAAGUUUUUCUCAGCUUAGUGUUCGUUCCGAAAAAAAACUUCGGCUCAGAUACAUUGCGUGCGCAACACGAACAUACCAAAUUGAAGGCGCUGCCCAGGGAUGUCUUCCCUGAAGACCGGAAGUCCUGUCUUUCUGAAAUCCACCCACUUGUGAGCCGACACAUAGUGGCCAGAACCUCGCCAGAAAUUGGCAUUGGAUAUCCAAUAAGAAACGAACCCACCCAAAAUAAAAAAACAUAAAAACUAUAUAGCAAUAUAAUAAAAAUGCCGCCGCAGCUGGAUUGCCAAAAUGUAAGUGCCGACGAGGAGGACAGGAAACGAUUGGAGUACAAGGAGAUGGAUCCGCUGCGGCUGACAACACUGAUCCUGAGCGCGGAUCCGCGGUACCGCAUCAAGCCAAUGCAACAGGUGGUGUCCGCACUCAUCGGCGGUCUCAUCACGACGUUUGUGGUGACGCCACUGGAGGUGGUGAAGACCCGGGUGCAGACCCAGCACGCGAUCCGCCAGCGACCGACUGUCUCCAAGCUCUGCUACGUCUUCCACAACGGCCUGAUGACCCACGUGUGCCGCUCCAGCGACAUUUGCUUCCCGAAACCAGGCCGGGACCCCCGAGACCUUCGACCCCUGCGCGGCUCCAUGGACGCCUUUGUCAAGAUUGUUUGCACCAGCGGUCUCAGCGGCCUGUGGGCAGGCCUCAGUCCCACUUUAGUUUCAGCCCUGCCCUCCACGAUCAUCUACUUUGUGACCUAUGAGUACCUCAAGAACUCCCUGUCCCAGAUCUACUUGGAUUCGCAAUUGCCCAAGCUUGAGGAAUCCGGCGCGGUGGACCAAGUGCCCGGCGGGGAUGGUGGGGAUCCCCUAGACAUGGCCACCAGGAGUCGAAAUGUAAGCGCCACAGCGCCGGUGUCCAAUGUACCGCUUCCAUAUUAUGUGCCCAUGGCCUCGGGCAUCUGCUCGCGCACCAUUGUGGUCACAGCCAUCACGCCCAUCGAGAUGGUGCGCAUCAAGAUGCAGUCGGAGUACAUGACCUACUCGGAGCUGUGGCGCGUGCUGCGCUCGCUGAUCCGCCAGCACGGGAUGAUGGGUCUGUGGCGGGGCUGGCCGCCCACCGUUAUGCGGGACGCCCCCUUCUCUGGCACCUACUGGGCGGCCUACGAGGCGAUGAAGCGGGCCUUCGGCGUGGCGGAGCCCUCUUUCCUCUUUAGCUUCUUCACGGGCGCCGUCUCCGGAGCGGUGGCCACCUUUGUGACAAUGCCCUUCGACCUGAUUACCACCCACACGCAGAUUGAGCUGGGUCAGGACGUGCUCUACGAGGAGGGAGGGCCAAGGGCACAGCCCAGUGCCAUCACCAAGCCCUCGAUGUUCUCACGGCUGCGCCACAUCCACCGGCAGCAGGGUGUGCGGGGCCUCUACGUCGGCGUUGUGCCGCGCAUGCUCCGUGUGGUGCCCGCCUGCGCCAUCAUGAUCUCCACCUUCGAGUACAGCAAGUCUUUUUUCUUUCACUACAAUCUGGAUCUCCAGGAGGCGGCUUACCGGAGCUCCCAGUGACACUACCGCAAGAAGCGUGCUCCGGCAGCUAGGAAAGAGCGAGUGCUUCUGACAUGGCCAAGAGGGAG